This is a messenger RNA of Wasmannia auropunctata (little fire ant), 3188 nucleotides long. RefSeq names its product dipeptidyl peptidase 3 (gene DppIII). The transcript has 4 exons. Gene Ontology annotation, molecular function: dipeptidyl-peptidase activity; metalloexopeptidase activity. Gene Ontology annotation, cellular component: cytoplasm. The coding region runs from base 205 to 2574 and encodes 789 amino acids. NCBI's taxonomy places the organism in Eukaryota, Metazoa, Arthropoda, Insecta, Hymenoptera, Formicidae. Gene Ontology annotation, biological process: proteolysis. The record is from RefSeq and is a predicted model, not a curated record.
ACUUCCAAAACUUCUCGAAGCUUCGCUCGGUGAUUUAUUCUCACGACAGCGUUUCGCGAUUCCCGAAACGCUCGAAAUUCGCUGUAGUAUUUUAUCGGAGGCGCGCGAAUCGAGCUGUUUAUUUAUACGCGACGUUACAUAUUACUCCACGCCGCUUUUGCCACCGUCACCGGAUGUCUGACAUCCGUUCGUAGACUGUCGGCGAUGCUCAGUAAUAUGUCGAGGUCGCGUAUUUUCAACGCGUUCAGGUUAAUCGCGAGUCGCAGAAGGUCGUGCUCCACGUUGCCGUGCGCCGCGAGGGUCGCUCGCAGGCCGGAAUCCGUCCGGGAUCCGACCGGCAGAUUGUACUCGUGUGUACAACGGCUGUAUUCGACAACGAUGAGCGUAGACAUCACUUUAUAUACAUUACCGAACAAUCAACCGGUCGUCGCGCUGGAAUGCGACACCGCGUUCAAAUCCUUGACGCAGAACGAAAAGUUGUACGCUCAUUACUUGAGUCAAGCGGCAUGGAACGGAGGAUUGAUAGUAUUGGUACAGACAUCGCCGGAAUCGCCGCUGAUAUUUGCGCUGUUACAUAAGAUCUAUCUCGCGGAGCCUAUCGACGAAUUGAAAGAUGCCGCGGUGCGCGCCGGCGUUACCGAGGACGAGUUUACGGCUUUCCUGGUUUACAGUUGCGGGAUAUUUGCAAACGCAGGCAACUAUAAGGCCAUGGGCGAUACCAAAAUUAUCCCCAACUUUUCGAAAAAUGCAUUCGAGACAAUAGUGAAAAAUUCGAAGGCUUACAAGAAUAAUUCCAAGGAGAUACAGGAUAUAUGGGACAACAUAUCGACCGCGGUGUACUCCCUGGACGGCAAAUUGACAUCACUGGGAUUGGCCGACAAGGGUAUCACAACGUACUUCUCCGCGAACUGCACCAAGGAGGACGCGGACAGGGUCAACGCAUUCAUGCAGGACAAAGGAUUGGAAUCCUGUAACGCGAGAUGCUUCAAGACGGCGGUGCGAGAUCCCGCGAGUAACGCCCACGUCGACGUGUAUGAAAUCAGACUGGCGUCCAUAUUGACGGCGGACGAUCCUAAAGUCACGCUGCCCGAGGAAACGUUCGGAAAUGCCAAGUUCAAGAUUACCAGAGGCGACUACGACCAACUCAUGGUGCCCGUCGUGGAGAAUCUCACGAAAGCCAAGGAGUACGCGUCGAAUCAGACCGAGAAAGACAUGCUGGAGAAGUACAUCCAGCAUUUUGUAACGGGCUCUCUGCAGGAUCACAUGGACGGCUCUCGUCUUUGGAUAAAGGACAAAGGGCCGUGCAUUGAGACCUACAUCGGCUUCAUCGAGACGUACCGCGACCCCGCGGGUCAGCGAGGCGAAUUCGAGGGCUUCGUGGCGAUGGUGAACAGGCAGAUGUCCGAGAAAUUCGCGACGCUGGUCAACCGAGCCGAGGAAUUCAUCCCCAAGCUGCCGUGGGACAAGGACUUCGAGAAGGACACGUUCCUGAGGCCGGACUUCACCUCCCUGGACGUUCUGACGUUCGCGGGCUCCAGUAUUCCGUCGGGAAUCAACAUCCCGAAUUACGACGAGAUCAGACAGUCCGAGGGCUUCAAGAACGUGUCGCUGGGCAACGUUAUACCGGCGCACAUGAAGGACGUUCGCGCGAUCCCGUUCCUGUCCGACGUCGAUCAGGAGCUGAUGCACAAGUACCGAGUGGACAGCUUCGAGAUGCAGGUCGGUCUGCACGAGCUCCUCGGUCACGGCACCGGUAAACUGUUCAAGCAGACGGGAGCGAACACCUACAACUUCGAUCGCGACAGCGUGAUAAAUCCUCUCACCGACGGUAAAAUAGACAAGUACUUUUUGAAGGGGGAGACGUACGAUUCUAAAUUCGGCUCCAUGGGAUCGUCGUACGAGGAGUGCAGGGCGGAGGCCGUAGGUCUCUACUUGAGCUUGGACGGAGAAGUAGUGAGCAUAUUCGGCCACGAGGGACAGGUGGCGGAGGACAUAGUCUAUGUGAACUGGCUGUCGCUGCUGUGGAGCGGCUUCGCGAAGGCCUUCGAGAUGUAUCAGCCGUCCACGCGUACGUGGUCCCAGGCGCACGCUCAGGCGCGCUACGUCUUGCUCGGCGUGUGCCUGGAGGCGGGCCAGGACUUCGUCAAAGUUGUCGAAACCGAGGGAGGGACGAACCUCCGUAUGACCGUCGAUCGAAGCAAGAUCUUCACGGUCGGCAGGCAGGCCAUCGGAGAUUUUCUCCUCAAGCUGCAAGUUUACAAGAGUAUGGGAGACGUGGAGUCGGCGAAGAAGAUGUACGACAGAUACAGCGAGGUGCCCGAGAGCGGACCGUACCCGUGGGGCCGCUGGCGAGACAUCAUCCUCUCUCGCAAGGAGCCAAGGAAGAUCUUCGUUCAAUCCAAUACAUUUAUCGACGGCUUUGACUCUAACAACGUGAUACUGAAGAACUACGAGCCGUCGUUCACGGGACUUAUUCAAUCGUGGAUAGAGAGAUUCCCAAGUGCAGACGUGUCUCAAAUAUUGAUAGACCUCUGGAACAAGGACAAGCAUCAUUUUGUGUCGGCGAAUAAUUAAAGAAAAAAAAUCUAUCCGCCCGACGGUUGAACCGGUUAAAGAUUCCGUGUAACUUCCUCGUGUCUGGCCAUUUACUGGAACGACCGACGUUGCACGUUCGAAAAGUUUAUUUUCUACGCAUUUUAUUUCUUACACGAAAUAGUCGUGAUCGUAGUUUCAAGGUUGAAUGUGUACAUAUGGCGUGCGACAAUUUUACUUUUUUAAAGCUGUAUGACUGCAGUUUGUAUUAUAUAUCGUGGUCCAUAUUCCGAUCUGGACGCAAUGUCGUUAAAUUAAUCGUCCUGUCCGAGAAUGCGUUCAGAUUCCCCACCUGGGUUCCAUCCAGAUAUCAUUUAUCCUUGUUAAACAUUCGGUGAACAAGGAUAAAAUGAUACCUGGGUGAACCCGAGACUCGCGGAUAGCUAAUUUAAUGUCAAGUGUCCGAGAUGAGAGAAGGUGCAUUUAAAGUUGGGAAUAUUCCGAGCUUGUGUACGGAAUAUACAAAGAUAACUGAUGUAUUAUAUAAGAUUUAUAUAUAUGCUAUAUAUACAACUUUAUAAAUACAAGUUGAAACAUUUGUAAGUUUACUCCUGUAUUAUUUAAUUAUUUUGAAUAAUAUACGAGAUAAAACAUUA